Molecule: messenger RNA, 5890 nt
Organism: Hippocampus comes (tiger tail seahorse)
Lineage: Eukaryota; Metazoa; Chordata; Actinopteri; Syngnathiformes; Syngnathidae
Product: protein bicaudal C homolog 1
Exons: 21
Coding region: 566-3496 (976 amino acids)
Cellular component (GO): cytoplasm
Molecular function (GO): RNA binding; protein binding
Source: RefSeq, a predicted model, not a curated record
UUGUUCACUCCCGUAUGACGUUGUCUUGCUAGCUGGAGGGUCGGUGUACUAGUACAUGUUAUGGUGAGGUGAAACUACUGUACACGCUUUGACACAUCACAUCACACCGCUAGUAGUAUUAAUAGUGUGCAGAUGUCCACUGGUGCCGAUUUUUUUCCAUACUAGUAACAUGUAGUUGUGCAGAAAUGUCACAUUUGUAGAAAAUCGUUGAACUAGUGAGGACAAGUUGUCUAGUAGUAAGGAUAUGUAAUCGAUGUUCGAACAGCUCCAUGCUUUGGUCGUAAAAGGGAGGCGGUGUUCCUGGGAGGAGUCUGAGAUCUGGAUGUCACGCGAAACUUUACUUGGAAGACUUUCUCGCAGCACUUGAGCGCACAGCCUGCCCGCGGAGAAGAGCGGAGCCUGCCUAUUUUUAGUCCCCCGAAAUCGGCGCUCAAAUGGGGGGAAAUGACGCUGCGUGAAGGUUUCGCGAGGCCCAGCUCCCGAGUGACGCACCACGCGGUCCAGCAGCAGUACUCGGCAACUUUCUUUGAGUCCUCCAGCACCGACGCCGACGAGUAGCACCGCCAUGGCCGCCCAGUGCGACGCUUUGAGCGGAUACUUGCAGCAGCAGCAGUCGGACCAGGGCUCCAACAGCGAGCGCAGCACAGACUCGCCUUUGCCGGGCUCCGAGGAGGACCUGAGCGGACCCCACCAGCUGCCCGAUCCGGAGUGGACUGAGGAGCGCUUCCGAGUGGACCGAAAGAAGCUGGAAUUCAUGUUGCUAGCUGCCUCUGAGGGGAGAGUCAACGGCGGGGAGGAUUUCUUUCAGAAGAUUAUGGAUGAAACACAAACGCAGAUAGCCUGGCCUUCCAAGCUGAAGAUCGGAGCCAAGUCGAAAAAAGAUCCUCAUAUCAAGGUGUGCGGCAAGAGGGAACACGUCAGGGACGCCAAAGAGAGAAUUAUGUCAGUGCUCGAUACAAAGAGCAACAGGGUAACGCUGAAAAUGGACGUGUCGCACACGGAGCACUCGCACGUGAUCGGCAAGGGCGGCAACAACAUCAAGCGGGUGAUGGAGGAGACGGGCUGCCACAUCCAUUUCCCCGACUCCAACAGGAACAACCAGGCGGAGAAAAGCAACCAGGUGUCUAUUGCGGGGCAGCCAGGAGGGGUGGAGGCGGCUCGAGUUAAAAUCCGGGAGCUGCUCCCUCUCGUGCUGUCUUUCGAGCUCCCCGCCAUCAUGCAGUCGGACCCGAGCUCGCCGAGCGUGCAGGCCAUCUCGCAGACGUACAACCUGGCCGUGUCCUUCAAACCGCCGACGCGGCUGUACAGGGCCACCGGCGUGGUGCGUGGCUCCCAAAACAACGCCAACGCCGUCAAGCGUGGCACAGCUCUGCUGCUGGAGCACUUGGCAGGCAGCCUGGUGAGCACCAUCUCGGUCAGCACCCACCUGGACAUCGCCCCCCAGCACCACCUCUUCAUGAAAGGCCGCAACGGCAGCAACAUCAAGCACAUCACCCAGAGGACAGGCGCCCAAAUCCACUUCCCCGACCCCAACGGCCCCCAGAAGAAGUCCACCGUCUACAUCCAAGGCACCAUCGAGUCGGUGUGCCUCGCCCGCCAGUACCUCAUGGGCUGCCUGCCGCUGGUGCUCAUGUUCGACAUUAAAGAGGACGUGGAGGUGGAGCCUCAGUGUAUCACGGCCCUCAUGGAGCAACUGGAUGUCUUCAUCAGUAUCAAGCCCAAGCCCAAGCAGCCCAGCAAGUCCGUAAUCGUCAAGAGCGUGGAGAGGAACGCCGUGAACAUGUACGAAGCCCGGAAGUUCCUGCUGGGCCUGGAAAACAACGGCGUAUCUUGCUACUCGCCAUCGGUGGCCGUCAACCCGGCCCCCAACGGGCCCUCGCCGUCGCUCAUAUGUCCCGUUGGCCUGGACAUCUUGGCCUCAGCUGGUCUGGGGCUCAGCAACCUGGGCUUCCUGGGUGCGGCGGCGUCCCACUCGCUGGCCAACUCGGCCGCCCCCAAUGCCGUCCUGAACACCCUCAACUCCUCCAUGAGCCCCCUGCAGGCCCCCAGCCCCGGCGCGCCCGCGCCCUCGCUCUGGCCCAGCUCGCUCACCAGUAGCCAAGCCUUCUCGUCCCAGCUGAUGCUGCAUCCAGCCACCCACGCCACGCUGAGCAGCAUCUUGCUGUCUGGCGUGCAGGGUUACACGCAGAGCACGCCCUCCCCUCCACCGGGCCUGGCGCCCAUCGACAAGCAGUCCAACGGCGUCCCCGACUGCGCCAAGGCAACCUGCGCUCUCAACGGCCACAUUAAGCAUCCGGGUUCCGUCUACGGGAGGAUAUCCACCGCGUCACUUGCUGAAACGGUUCUGAGUCCGGCGCCGUGCGACGCGGUCCAAGAGGCCAGCGGACACAAUCCAUCAGAACCUCUGUCCAGCAAGUCCAGCACCGAUGAAGGCUCGGACACGUUUGUGGAGGUGGGCAUGCCGAGGAGCCCCUCGCACUCGGCCAGCGGCAGCGAGCUGAAGCAGAUGCUGGCCUCGUGCAAGAAGUCGUCGGGAAAACGGCAAGCCGUGGAGCUGCUGCAGGGCACCAAGAAUUCCCACCUACAUUCCGAUUGCCUCCUGUCGGACGCCGAGUCCAGUUCGUCAGACAGUCCCGUGACCGACAAGCGGGCGCCGGGCAGCGAGCGGGCGGCCGAGAGGGCGGCGCAGCAGAACGAGAGGGAGCGCAUCAGAUUGGCCCCGCAGACCCCCUUUGCCAACAUGCAGGCAUUUGACUAUGAACAGAAAAAGCUGCUGGCAACCAAAGCUAUGUUGAAGAAACCCGUGGUGACGGAGGUGCGGACCCCGACAAACACCUGGAGCGGUCUGGGUUUCUCCAAGUCCAUGCCGGCUGAGACCAUCAAGGAACUGAGGAGAGCCAACCACGUGCCCUACAAGCCCAGCAUGAGCACCACCUAUGAGGGUUCCGCGCUGUCCCUGUCCCGCGCCGGCAGCCGUGAGGGCGUGGCCAACGGCAGCGACUCGGACAAUUGGCGGGAGAGGAACGGCGCCUCCAACGGCCUGCAGGCCCAUGCCGACUUCCCCACAGCUGUGAGCAGCCCCAAGAGGAAACAGAACAAAUCGGCGGCCGAACAUUACCUGAGCAGCAGCAACUACAUGGACUGCAUCUCGUCAGUGACGGGCAGCAACGGCUGCAGCCUCAAUUCCUCCCUCAAAGGUUCGGACCUGCCCGAGCUCUUUAGCAAGCUUGGCCUGGGGAAGUACACGGACGUCUUUCAACAGCAGGAGAUCGAUCUCCAGACGUUCCUGACUCUGACCGACCAGGACCUGAAGGAAUUGGGCAUCACCACCUUUGGCGCUCGCAGGAAAAUGCUACUGGCCAUCUCAGAACUGAACAAGAACCGGCGCAAGCUAUUCGAGCCCCCCAUCCGCUCGUCCUUCCUGGAAGGCGGCGCGAGCGGUCGUCUCUCCCGUCAGUUCCACGCUGACAUGGCCAGCGUCAGUGGACGGUGGUAAGCCCCCCCCUCCCGGCGGCGUCCCCCUUUAAUUUUAUAUUUUUUCCAUGGCGCAGCACCACCAUUUUUUUGUGGGGGGGGCGGCUCUCCCUCUUUCGGGCUCAGACUGUUGACAGCGCCAUCUUGUAUAAACAUCCAGUUGGAAGCCAUAGUUUGCCCACCACCCUGGGCUAAAAGGGAUUCCUGAGGUUCAGCGUUCACUCCCGUCCGAGCCAUUGAGUCGAUCCGAAGCGUUUGUGCACUUCCGACAAAAGCGACUCCGGUAUUUCAAGGGACCAGGCAGAAUGAUUAGUACAAUCAUUUUACCCGCCGACCCCGCUGCGGCUGUUGUCGGUGACAUGCACUUUACUGUUACUAGACUUUUGCCUGUGAACGCCUCCAUUGCUUAGAUUGGAAGAAUAAUAACAAUAACUAUGCAUUGGACUUAAAAAGCGCAGAUGCAUUAUUUUAUUUUAUUAUUAUUGUCUUUUUUUUUUUUUUUUUUUACCAAGGCAAAUGUUUGUCAGCACUUAGCCGUGCCUAGUUGGGCCAAACAAAGUGCAAAGUAGGUCAGCGCACCAAAGUGUACCAAAAAAGGGAAGUGUUUUGAUUGGGAGCGUACCUCCCAAGUGCGUGUUUAUGUUCAGCAGCUGUUCCGACAUCUCGCCAUCGUUUGCGUCCGUGUAUUUCCAAGACCAAAUUUUGUACUCUUUUAUGAUUUUUUUUUUUUUUUAACUGCCAUGUUAGGGGAAAGGGGCAGGAUAUAUAAUGGUAAUCCGUUUACAUGUGUAUUUUUUUUUUUUUUAUAUAUGUUACGAAUGACUUAACAUGAUUAUUUGGUAUCGUUAUUGUCAUUCUAUGUUCAUGUUUCUUAGUCUGUGGAGCGCUUAGAUGGCCGCAGCGGAUUUUCAUCCGGUUGUUUAUAGCACAGGCUCCCCCGUCCGUUAUUGGUCAGUGGCGGCCUUUCGGUGGCCUCGAAAUCCCACAAUGCACUCCUCUGCCUUCUCCGAGGGGCAAGGACCUCGUUUGGGAACUUUUUGGAGCCUCAAGUGCCAGUUAACUUGAUUUUUUUUUUUAUUUUAUUAUUUUUUUUUUUUACCAUUUUGUUUCAAGAAGGGACAUUUUGCUCUGACCGCAUCCCACGAGGAACACGAAAAAUCAUUUGAAGGAAUGCAAAGAACGGCUCGAACGUUCCACGGUGAUAGUUUGGGGGUCGUCUUCAAUACAGUUGCAAACCUGCCUGAGACGCAUUUCAUGAAGCGAGGGGAUUUGACGUCAGAAUUGUCGAGUUUUCCAGGAACCUUGAGGAUGUCGAGGCUAGAUUUGAAACAAAAGUACAAUUAUGAUCGUCGGGUUAAUAUUUGACAGUAUUAGAAGUGAAGAAUCAAGAUUUUUUUUUUUUUUGAGGGGGUGUGAAAGUGCAUUAAAAGUGCCUUAAUAAAGUGAGUGCCUGUUGAGUCCAGAUGCAUUAAAAGCAUCAAAACAAAUGAGGUGCCUUGCAUGGGGUUACUUUCCUUCAAUUCAAAUUUCUCAACACUUUGGCCUGUUUUUCUUGUUCAGAACAUCACGGCGAUUCAUUUUCUGACAAGGUUGCCCCCCCCCCCACCCCCCCAUUGAAGUCUUGAAAAAUACAAACUAUAAGAUGCAACAUUUAUUCUGAGACGCUACCUGGAAAGUGUUUUGACUCCGCUUCUCGUCUUAACUGGUGAACGUUGUUGGAAAAGAAGCGCUUGAUCUGAAGUUUGCUGUUUUGCCGAAUUGUGUGAAAGGAAUAAAAGAAAAAUAAUAGUAUUAAUAAUAAUAAGUUGCCGCUCCUCUGAAGAAGUCGCACAGCCUUAAUUGUUUGAUGCCAAAAGGGUUUUAUUGGAAAACGUCUUUGUACUGCAGUUCCAUGGUACAUUUGUAAGGAAUUGUAAAACCACUAAGAAUUCUGCAACAUUUUUGCAACAUUUCGAAAGUGAUAUUUUUUUUUUAUACGUGUGUGCGUGUAUGUGUGUGUUAGGAAAAAUUCUGCACCAAAGGAUUUGUGCAUCGUGGCCAAAAAAACAACUCUUGUUCACACUUUACUCCACUUGUUGUAUCUUAAAGAUUGAUUUGUUUUUUGAUAAGUCAGGCAAAAAAAAAUAUAUGUUCAAACAUUGAUAUUCUGAAGGUAAUAAAGAAGUGUAUGCCAAAAUUGCUCUUUUCUAUUUUUGUGGUUUGUCUGGGAAAUCUUCCGUCUGGGUGUGCGUUUCUCCUCCAAAAGUCCCAGGCAGUCAGGCCCCGAGUGGAUGAUCCCGACCGGCUCUCUCACACUUACUAAGAGUUUUUUUUUUCUUUCCCUUUCUGCCUUUUUGCUUCCAGAACAUUCUGGCGCGGUUGAUUUGCAAAAUGAUUCUGUACUGUCUCUGCUGUCAUUUUAGGUGGAAUGAAGCCA